Peromyscus eremicus (cactus mouse) is the source of this 3064-nucleotide messenger RNA. It is a transcript of the gene Tead4, whose product is annotated as TEA domain transcription factor 4. The record is from RefSeq and is a predicted model, not a curated record. The transcript has 14 exons. Gene Ontology annotation, cellular component: transcription regulator complex. NCBI's taxonomy places the organism in Eukaryota, Metazoa, Chordata, Mammalia, Rodentia, Cricetidae. The coding region runs from base 1 to 1719 and encodes 572 amino acids. Gene Ontology annotation, biological process: hippo signaling; regulation of transcription by RNA polymerase II; embryonic organ development. Gene Ontology annotation, molecular function: RNA polymerase II cis-regulatory region sequence-specific DNA binding; DNA-binding transcription factor activity, RNA polymerase II-specific.
AUGGCGGCUUAUAUCUACAUUGCCAGCAUUGGGCAGACCGAGGAGCGGCAGCAAGGCGCGCCCCACCCCGGCGGAGGGGACGGUUUUCAGCUGGAAGUGGUGGUAGGACAGCUAGGACUCAACGCCACCGAGGGAUCGCCCAUUCCGCGCAUUCCUGCCGGGCUCCUUUGCAAACUCCGGCCCCGGGGGUGGGGACCGCCGCAGCUCCGCGCCCCGGCCCCGCAGCCGUCGCCGCGGCUGGAAGACUUGGCGCCCCGCGCGGACCUGCUGCAGCCGGCCGAGCGCUCCCACCCCGCCUCCCGCACUCUUGGGACCGGUCCAACGGGCGCUCCUCCAAGCCGAGCCUUGGAGGGCAAGGCCGGCACCAUUACCUCCAACGAGUGGAGCUCUCCCGACUCCCCCGAGGGGAGCAGCAUCUCUGGGGGCAGCCAGGCACUGGACAAGCCCAUCGACAAUGAUGCAGAGGGUGUGUGGAGUCCAGAUAUUGAGAAAAGCUUCCAGGAGGCAAUGGCCAUUUACCCACCCUGUGGCCGCCGCAAAAUCAUCCUGUCGGACGAAGGCAAGAUGUAUGGUCGGAAUGAGCUGAUCGCACGCUACAUCAAGCUCCGCACAGGGAAGACCCGUACCAGGAAGCAGGUCUCCAGCCACAUCCAGGUGCUUGCCCGUCGAAAAGCCCGGGAGAUCCAGGCCAAACUCAAGGUAAGGAAAGCAGUGUCAGCAAGGAGAGAACCUUGGGACUUGGGGUCCUCCCUUCCCAUGUCUCCCCAGGACCAGGCAGCUAAGAACAAGGCCCUGCAGAGCAUGGCUGCCAUGUCGUCCGCCCAGAUCGUCUCCGCCACAGCCUUCCACAGUAAAAUGGCUCUUGCCCGGGGCCCUGGCUACCCAGCAAUCUCAGGGUUUUGGCAAGGAGCUUUGCCAGGCCAACCUGGAACGUCCCAUGAUGUGAAACCUUUCUCCCAAAACGCCUACACCGUUCAGCCUCCACUGCCUCUGCCAGGCUUUGAGCCUCCUGCAGGACCUACCCCAUCGCCCUCUGCACCACCAGUUUCCCCGUGGCAAGGCCGCAGUGUGGCCAGCUCCAAGCUCUGGAUGUUGGAGUUCUCCGCUUUCCUGGAGCGCCAGCAAGAUCCUGACACGUACAACAAGCACCUGUUUGUGCACAUCAGCCAGUCGAGCCCAAGCUACAGUGACCCCUACCUCGAAGCCGUGGACAUCCGCCAGAUCUAUGACAAGUUCCCGGAGAAGAAGGGCGGCCUUAAGGAGCUGUUUGAUCGGGGGCCCGCCAACGCCUUCUUCCUUGUGAAGUUCUGGGCAGACCUCAAUACCAACAUCGAUGAUGAGGGCCGCACCUUCUAUGGGGUCUCUAGCCAGUAUGAGAGCCUGGAGAACAUGAUCAUUACCUGUUCUACUAAGGUCUGCUCCUUUGGCAAGCAAGUGGUGGAGAAAGUUGAGACAGAGUAUGCUCGCUAUGACAAUGGCCGCUAUCUGUACCGCAUCCACCGGUCGCCGCUCUGUGAGUACAUGAUCAACUUUAUCCACAAGCUGAAGCACUUACCUGAGAAGUAUAUGAUGAACAGCGUGCUGGAGAACUUCACCAUCCUGCAGGUGAUCACCAAUCGAGACACACAGGAGACCUUGCUGUGUAUUGCAUAUGUCUUCGAAGUGUCGGCCAGUGGACACGGGGCUCAGCACCACAUCUACCGGCUCGUGAAAGAAUGAGAGACUUGGAGAACGAUGGUGGGGGGACAAAUCCAGGACGUGGGGACCUGGGAGGGAACCUUCAGGGAUGGCCCCCGGAAGUGCCGAGAGAGCUGAGCAGAGGAGAAAACUGCCUGAUCUUGCAGUGCCCAACCCCCAAUAAACCCAAGGUGUCGAGUGUUUUCAGAGGCGCUGGUCUGGCUGUAUGAGCCCAGAAGGGCAGGGGAGAAGGGGGCACCAGGAAGCAAGCUGGAAGCAAGCCCAGAGAUGCCUCCAGAUGGUCCAGGAGCCAGAACCCCAGUGGACUCAGCCAGACACUUAUCAUCAGACACCAAAGCUCAAGACCCAGUGGUCCCUUCUCAGCUACCGGAACAUUCUGCUGUUGGUCACACUAGUGGCCCGAGGACAGAUGGCAUGUGGGUCACACAGCCAGAGACGCUGUGCAUGCCCAAGUGUGCACUGUCAGCCUGGCCAUGACUGCCUGAGGACAGCUGCAGCAGAGGGCCCCACCCCUGCAAACAGGGCUGGAUUUAGAUGUGGCUGCAACAAAGUCAUUGGCUGGAGACUGGGUAAGAGUUACUCAGGUGGCUCUGCAGUGGCCCUGCAUGGGGCGGUGGCUCCAGACAAGGCUUGGAGGUAGCGAGUCCUGCUUCAGGGCCAGUGUGGGUGCUGCUUGGCCCUGUCAGGCUCCUCAGCUUCUCUAUUAGUGCCCUUUCCUCUCUGCUCAGCGCUGGUGAGGAGAGGAUGUCUGUAAAGUACGUGGGUCAUGCCGGGCGGUGGUGGUGCACGCCUUUAAUCCAGCACUUGGGAGGCAGAGGCUGGCGGAUCUUUGAGUUCCAGGACAGCCAGGGCUACACAGAGAAACUUUGUCUUGAAAAACAAACAAAACAAACAAAAAAAGUAGCUGGGUACUGUGCCAGUUAAAUAAUCUGGUCCUCAGCCCCAGCCCCUUGCUUCCCUCCCUCGGGAAGGCUUGGAUCUGGCCCUCUGCUGCCCUCUCAAGGCUUUCUGGUGUCUGCUGCCCCAGGUGGAGCCUCAGGAAGAAAGAUUGAACCUGGGCGUGUUUGUGUGUGCCCAGAACUCAGGGAUGUAUCUGUGGUGAUGCAGAAAUGGGCAGGGCAGCGUUGAGGGGAUGCUACAGAGGUGAGAAACGAGGGCUCUGGAAUCAGUCUAACCUAACUUUGAUGUGCAGCCUCUAGUGUGUUAAUGUCAUGGUGCCUCAGUUUUCCCAUCUGUAAAAUGGGUAUAAUACUCACCUACCUCGUGUAUGAACGGUGCCUCAUAUAGUGCUGAGCACACCCACAGUUCAAUAAAUAUGCAUCGGUACUACCGUGGGAGCUUUCGGCUCUAGCUGAGGAGCCAGACU